Messenger RNA from Miscanthus lutarioriparius, 864 nucleotides. Lineage: Eukaryota; Viridiplantae; Streptophyta; Magnoliopsida; Poales; Poaceae. The record is from the annotation of a GenBank genome assembly.
AUGACGCCGCAGCGGUCGCCGGCGGGGACCGGAGGAGGAGGAGGUGGCGGCGGAGGCGGCGGCUGGGGCCCGCCGGCGCUACACUACCUGAGCGGCCCAUACGGAGAUACCACCUUCACCAAGGUUUUCGUGGGCGGCCUCGCCUGGGAGACGCGAAGCGAGGGGCUUCGCGCCCACUUUGAGGUCUACGGGGACAUUCUCGAGGCCGUUGUCAUCACCGACCGCGGCACGGGCCGCUCAAAGGGCUACGGAUUCGUAACCUUCCGGGACGCAGAGUCAGCGAGGAUGGCCUGCAUGGACCCAUACCCAGUUAUCGACGGCCGACGCGCUAAUUGCAACCUUGCCAUCUUAGGGAGGCCUGGUCCAGCUUUGCCUUUCGUAGCACCUAUAAGGCCGGUCAUCCCAUACAAUGGAGGUGUGGCGGUUCCAGGGGGCAUGUAUGUGCAAAGCCCAACAUAUCAGCAAUCCCCAUACAACUACUCACAGGCCUUUGUAUAUCCUUCUUAUGGGCCAUCAGCAUAUGGACCUGAAUACCUAUAUCAGCAGAAUGCAUAUGGUCCAUAUGUUGGACAACAGUAUGUUCCAGUUUAUGGUGGCCCAAGGACAGUAGGCCCGGCAGUCUACCCAUAUGGGCAAUUUGGCCAACCUGUACCAAGUGAUCAUGCUUAUUCUCCUGGUUAUGCCCCAAGUCAUGUUCUCCCACUAUCGAAUCAGAAUGUUAAUGCUGCAAAUGUUGUGCGCAUACCACCAGUUCAGCAACAAUUUCCUCCAGGAGCUCCACGACCUCAGCAGCUUUUGGUCCCUGCUCAUGCACCGCCAUUCCCGCAGAACAACAUUUCUGAACAAACGACAGGCAUCCAAUAG